CCCCGCCCUUGUUUUUGUGUCUAUAGCUGGGAGGAAGGAUACAUUGUCACAAUCUGCGGUCUCGUCGCUGUGAUAACACCCGGACCGCAGACCGCUGCAGGGGAGAAGGGAUUGGAUACUUAUUUGAAGAUGUUUCCAGUGGUGCUAUUCCUCGGACUCGCUGUCCUGGCCACCUCCAUGCCAAUCGAUGACCCAGAAGAUGGCGGGAAGCACUGGGUGGUCCUGGUGGCCGGCUCCAAUGGUUGGUACAACUACAGACAUCAGGCUGACGUGUGCCACGCUUAUCAGAUCGUCAAAAAGAACGGCAUUCCCGAUGAGCAGAUCGUGGUGAUGAUGUAUGACGAUAUCGCAGAUAAUGAAGAGAAUCCAACUAAAGGAAUCAUCAUAAACCGGCCCAAUGGGACAGACGUGUACGCCGGGGUACUGAAGGAUUACACAAAGGAGUUGGUCACUCCUGCCAACUUCCUGGCGGUUCUCCGAGGUGACGCCGAGGCGGUGAAGGGGAAAGGAUCCGGGAAGGUGAUUAAGAGUGGACCCAACGACCAUGUCUUUGUCUACUUCACUGAUCAUGGAGCUCCGGGUCUGCUGGCCUUUCCCAAUGAUGAUCUCCAUGUUGAGGAACUGAACAAGACCAUUCAGUACAUGUAUGACAACAAGAUGUUCAAAAAGAUGGUUCUGUACAUUGAGGCCUGUGAGUCCGGAUCCAUGAUGAAUCACCUACCUAACAACAUCGAUGUUUAUGCCACCACCGCAGCCAACUCCCAUGAGUCCUCUUAUGCUUGUUAUUAUGAUGAGAAGCGAGACACAUACCUCGGUGAUCUGUACAGUGUCAGCUGGAUGGAGGAUUCCGACAUGGAGGAUCUGUCCAAGGAAACAUUACACAAACAGUUUUUACUGGUCAAGCAACACACCAACACCAGUCAUGUGAUGCAGUUUGGGAACCGGACAAUUUCUAAGAUGAAGGUGAGCCAGUUCCAGAGCAGCGGUAAAACUGUGGCCCCUCGCAUGACCCUGGAGCCCAUACACAACCUGCACCUGACCCCCAGCCCAGAGGUGCCCAUGGCCAUCCUCAAGAGGAAGUUCCUGGCUUCCAAUGAUGCUGCCAAGGCCCUGGAUGCGCUGCACAGGAUGAAGGCCCUGCAGGAGGCCAAAGCCUUGAUUAAAGUAUCGGUGGAGAAGAUUGUUUCUAUGGUGACGGAAUCCGUUGAGUUGACAGAAGAAAUUCUUACCGAUCAGACGGAAAUUAACGAUCGCAAGUGUUACCGUGCCGCUGCUGAACAUUUCAAGAGUCAGUGCUUCAACUGGCACAACCCUCUGUAUGAAUAUUCCAUGAGACAGCUGUACACUCUGGUCAACCUGUGUGAAUCCGGAUUUCCAUUAGAGAGCAUCACCCGUGCUAUGGAUAACGUCUGCCAAGGUCUGCACUGACACGGCUGACCACUGAGUCUUCCAGUAGAGGGGGGCACUGGUGAUGAGUAACCCUCUCUGCGAUUUGCCCCAUCUGAAGCUGCUGCCUCGAACCUAAUCUCUACUAUGACCGUUUUUUGCCUUCAAGAUCACAAAUCUUCUAUACAAACUCCAAUCUUCACAUACAAAGCCAAGUCUAUGGAAGACUGUAAUGGUUUUUGGACCUGCAAAGCUUGAGCGAGUCCCUGACCUGUACAACCAAAGCGAUGAGUGUGUGUGUCCUCUCUGAAUGGCCAGGGUGGGGGGGACAGAAACCGCCCCUGAGGAAGCCAAGGCCUGCCCCCUAGAGGCCACCAAACAACAUAGAUCAAAGACUUGAAGAGUGAUGACAAUUCUGGAGAUGCUGCCUGACCAAAGCCAAGGGUCGAAAUUGACUUGUAAUGUACCUGACUUGAGUUUAAUCAAAUGUUUGAUAUUAGGGAAACGACCACAAGCUGAAAAUGUAGCUUUUAACUUCUUAGCAUUCAGAUUUUCCUUCUUUUUUUUUUUUUUUCACUAGGAUGUUUUAACUGCAAAGAAUGUUUUUUAGCGUUGUUCCUCAAAGAUUGAAUCUAUCACCCAGGUAAUAAAUUGUGAAAGUCGA
Molecule: messenger RNA, 2050 nt
Organism: Rana temporaria (common frog)
Lineage: Eukaryota; Metazoa; Chordata; Amphibia; Anura; Ranidae
Gene: LGMN
Product: legumain
Exons: 14
Coding region: 130-1428 (432 amino acids)
Biological process (GO): vacuolar protein processing
Molecular function (GO): cysteine-type endopeptidase activity
Source: RefSeq, a predicted model, not a curated record